This is a messenger RNA of Ctenocephalides felis (cat flea), 1305 nucleotides long. RefSeq lists its product as uncharacterized. The transcript is spliced from 2 exons. NCBI's taxonomy places the organism in Eukaryota, Metazoa, Arthropoda, Insecta, Siphonaptera, Pulicidae. Bases 1 to 1305 code for a protein of 434 amino acids. The record is from RefSeq and is a predicted model, not a curated record.
AUGAAGAAGUUAAUAUAUUAUAUUUUAAUAUUUUGGAAUAUUAGUUUGAUAUUUGGCCAAAAUUUUGAGCCUCCGACAGAAAAAAACAAUAUUGACGAUGAUGCUGAAUUUGGUAUUAGUCAGGCAGAUAUAAAUUCAGCGACUCAAGACGAUAUUGAAAAACUAUUCAAGCGAUUGGACUUUUUGGAAAAGCACGAUAAACAAAAAUAUGAAGCUUUGGUGAAACUUAUGCGUAAAACCGAGAAUGAUUUGAUUGGUUUGAAUCGAGAUUUGACAGCUUCGCAAUGUGGUCAAUUAUUGCUGAAAAAUGAUUUCACAAGAGCAUCUAAUAUGCUCAAAAGAGUUUAUACGUAUAAUUAUGACGAAGUGGUAUAUUUUGCAUAUGCCCAGAACAUAUCUAACUUCAACAAAAUCAUAGAUUUUGCUAAAAUGCUUCAUAAUGAAAAACAAGCAUUGAUUUUAUAUCAGGAGUUAUUCAAAUUAGCAAAAAGUGAUGCAAGUAUAGAUGAUUUGGUGAACAUGGUGGAGAAUAUCAAUAGGCAUUAUGCGUUACUUAAUAAUUGGUCAGAGUUCAGAAAACAAGUUUUGGAUUUGUUGUUAUCAAAGGUUGUCCACUUCGAUCAAGAACAUGCAUAUAGUCUUAUCAUAGAUGUUGUGAAAAAACUUUAUUAUAGACUUGAUCUCAACAGUUUGAUUAAAUUCGUUCAUGGACAUACCAAUAAACAUUUACGUAUUAAAGGUUACGCCGCAAUUUAUGAUAAAAUGGUUCAAGAUGGAAAUUUGCAAUCACAAAGUCUGUUUUAUUUAGCAACUAUGUACAGGAUGACAAAGGACGAUAUAAUUGAUGACUCCGUCAACAUCAAGCGAAAACUAAAUGGUCUCAUCAAUAAACUUCCUGAAUGUAUCAAAAAUGCAGCUUUAAUGCAGCAGGUGUGCAUAAAAAAUGUAGAUUCAGGAAAUUAUCUCAAGGUAUCCGAUCAGAAUAAAGAAAGUAAAUGGGAACUCGUAAUAUCACAUGGCGAGACUUCAUACCGCCGAACUAAGUGGAGAUUUGAUGUCAUGCAAGACGGUUCAUAUGCUACAAUAAAAAAUUUAUUUCUGAAUAUCAAUAUUGAAGAUAUUGGAAUAAAAUCGUUUUGGUUAGUCGUUUUAAGACUCACUUACCAUGCCUGGACUAUCCAUUCUGUUGGCGACCAUUGUUUUAUAAAGUUAUAUGGAAAUGAUGAUUAUUUCUUUUUGGCAGAUUAUGAAGGUAGACCUUCAAUUACAGUAGUAUACUCUACAUGGGAUAUUGAAAGUUGCUAG